UUACAAUGAACGUACACUUUUAUACUUAGAGCUUUGAUGAUAGUUCCUAAUGCGAAAUUAAUUUGUAGACGAAUACGGAAGUCGAUUUGGAAGUCUGUCCUCCGUCUUGGCAGUUCACCCGGAUAAGCAAGAUCGCUCGAAGAUAUUUGAAAUAACUGAGAUAAAUUGUUGAGAAACGCUCUUGUCCUUCUUAACGUACGCACGCACCUUGCGCAAGGAGGACACUUUCAAUUUUUUUGUAUCCUCAUGCAUACAGGGAGACGAUUCGCGUACAUUCUUGAUGAAAAUCCAAAAGGAAUAUUUCCGAUUGCAUCGCCACCAGUCCUAUCACGACCCGGCCAUGAAAUACAUCAACGAUGACUCGGUAAUGCGAGGCAUAUACGAACCGUUCAAUCCGAGACCGUCGUAUCUCAAGAAGAUCACAGACAAAGCCAUGGAGAUGUUAGCGACGCUGGAAUCCCUGAACGUGAACGAGAACCAUUUGAAACUCAGGGAGCGCAAAGCUCUUAUUCAGGCCAAAGAUUAUCGGAAGCACAUUUUUGGUCAACCGUACGACGUGAACUGUUACUUCGGUGACUGGAUGCUGGGACCGAACCAUUUUUGUUGGCAGCCGAUUUGCGAAGUCGGAAAGGAUAUUUUCUUUCAUUUGGAUUAUUAUCAACCGCACAACCUGGAAGAUGUGAAAAAAUUACGGGAAAAAUUGAAAGAGCACAGAGACGCCAUAUACCAGUACAUUGCGAACAUGAAGGAAGGCGUCAAGAGAGGAAUGGUGCGCUCCGUUGAAGAUUGCAAAGUCGGAGUUGAUGCUGUUAAACAUGCGUUUCUAGAUAUUUCCCUGCAUGGCGAAUCAGGCGUGCUAAGCAGUUGGUUCAUGAAGUUCGUGGUCGCUCCCGACUUCCUGAAGAAUAUCACGGAGAAAGAGAACUUGCAAUGGAGAAGCGAAAAGGGAGAAUAUGUGAACACGUCCGUUUCAAGAUAUUACGUCGAACUUGUCGGCAAGCCCAUCGCUGACUUUAUAAAACUACACCAUCCCCCUCGCUUCAAGACUGCAUUAGUCUUUCCUCUUCAAGACCACGAUCCCGUCUUUUCGAGACCACCGGUUCAGGGGAGCAUAGAGCAUUUCAAAGACUACUGCGAUGAUACGAUCAGUUGGCUCCAUUCCACUACGUAUCACACGGCGCUCAUCGAAGGCUGGGCGUUGUACGCGGAAAAUCCUCUCGUCUCUGAAACGGACAUCUAUGACGAUAAUCUUACGCAAAAGUACGGCAUGCUGAAGUGGCAGAUUUGGAGAGCACUUCGGUUGAUCCUCGACUCCGGAAUCCACACGAGAAGUUUAACGCGUCAAAAAGCUUUGCAACUUCUCGACAAAUACGCAUGGGAUAGCACGGACAUUGCGCGCAAGGAGGUGACGCGUUACCAGAGCGUCUUUGGCCAGGCUACCGCGUACACCGUGGGACAACUGGGGAUAACACAACUGCGCGAGGCGGCGCGUCAAAAACUCGGAAAGAAAUUCAAUCUGAAAGACUUCCACUACCAAAUUCUGAGUCAGGGAUCGGCACCUCUCUCUUAUAUCGCAAAGCACAUCGGGAAGUAUGUGCAAUGCGUGCUUCAGCCUUUGGGAGAUGGGUGCAAGUAUAUUUUGUCACCACCGAAAACCCACGAUCAACACGAAGAUCACGACGAUCAUCGAUAUGUUGCUGGCCGUUUGGCUAAGCCUUCGAUGCCGCAACUCAAGCGUCGACACUACGUUUAAAUGCCCUAAAUACAGCCAGUUGUAUGGUUGCUUUCCUGGCGAAUUAUUGAGGUCGGGUCUUUGCAUCCUUUUGUUGCUCAGCCGGGGGUACACAGGAGUACACGCAUAGGCUGGCAGGCACACGUAAAGUCCGCUUCAUAGAUCUAUAUUGUGUAUAAUUAUUUUGAUCGAUUCGCACAUGCUAACGUAAUGGAAAAUUUCCAAAUUAAACCGUGUAGAUAUAGUAUAAUAAACUUGUAAACUUUAAAUCAAGGGAUUAUAAGUGUUAUCUGUCUAA
This is a messenger RNA of Xenia sp. Carnegie-2017, 2030 nucleotides long. RefSeq lists its product as uncharacterized. The record is from RefSeq and is a predicted model, not a curated record. The transcript is spliced from 6 exons. Lineage: Eukaryota; Metazoa; Cnidaria; Anthozoa; Malacalcyonacea; Xeniidae. The coding region runs from base 281 to 1753 and encodes 490 amino acids.